Molecule: messenger RNA, 931 nt
Organism: Mycotypha africana
Lineage: Eukaryota; Fungi; Mucoromycota; Mucoromycetes; Mucorales; Mycotyphaceae
Exons: 3
Coding region: 179-751 (190 amino acids)
Source: RefSeq, a predicted model, not a curated record
GUAAUUUUAGUUUUCUUUUCUUUUUCUUUAGUUUGUUUUUGAAAGAGAAAUAAAGACGGUGGUUUGAUUUCGUUAAGCUUUCGUGUUUAUUUUCUCUUGUGUUAUUCUUUACCUUUUACUUCAUAAUUAAAACUAGCGAAUACCACAAUAUCAUUAAACGACGGAGAAUUAUGUUCAAAUGCUACAAAAAUCGCACGAAAUGAAAAUAGAUUGCUGUGUAAAAGACAAUGAUGAUAAAAAAUCUGCUCUAGGACGAAAAAUUGACUUGCUUCUCAAUGCAAGCUUCAUGGAAAUAAGCUCCUCUGAAUGGAAGAAGGACGGUAUAUCUUUUGGACUAGCAGAACAGCAACAAAUAAAAAAUGUCCGCACAAACAGUGCCAUUCUUCGAGAAUUAUUGAAAUUACCUAUAAACCAAGAAAAAAAGAAUGAUUUAUUCGUUCUUGGGAUGGAUUGGAUCGGUGUUUGCGGCUAUGUCUUUGCCGUGAAAGAGACAAAUGAUGUACACGUUGCUUAUCAUGUUGGGGAUUUGAUUCUUCCUGCCUCCCUCUCCUCGUUUGAAGAUUUUCAGAAGACUCUUGAUACACUUUUCUCUUUUAAAAAUCAUCAACUGAGACUCAAGAGGAUUAUUGAGCCAGCUUACAACAAACAAAGUGCCUCAAAUACGUUGAGAUCUUUUAGAUCUGUCACCCCACCUCCAAACCAACAAUCAACACCGCCUAAAACAUUUUUUACGCCUGUAAAAAAGCAAUAAUAAUUAAAAAAAAAAUGGCAAUCAAUAAAGCGUAUAUAUUUCGUAUCAUGUCGCGUUUAUACAAGUGCUACAACCUUGUCCAAACGGCGGUAAACACAAUUUGAGCCCUUGAAGUAAUUGCAGAAUUAUAACUUGCAUUUCUGUAACACACUUGAUUCUUAAUGUACGAAACUGGAUGAG